AUGUGCCACUUUCGGGUCUCCUCACACUGCUGCCAGGUCCAUACUGAUUCAUGGUCCCCUGCCUCUGUAUGGCCUUCAAUUUAAGCUGCUUACGCUUCGCCACUCUGCCAUGGGCCCCUGUACCGCCUCCUCUUGCUGCUGCUGCCAGGUCCAGAGUGUGUCAUGGGUCCCUGUACGGCCUCCCAUUGCUGCUGACUUCAUCGCCAGACUCUGCCAUGUGCCACUUUCAGGUCUCCUUACACUGUUGGUGGGUUCCAUUUUGUGAUAGGGUGCUGUAUGGCCUUCCAUUGCUGCUGCCUCCACCGCCACCCUGCGCCAUGUGCCUC
Messenger RNA from Staurois parvus, 326 nucleotides. NCBI's taxonomy places the organism in Eukaryota, Metazoa, Chordata, Amphibia, Anura, Ranidae. The record is from the annotation of a GenBank genome assembly.